AUGGAAGUCUACCGACAAAGUAACUAUUGGUGGCACGAUUCGCCCACCCAUUCAUGUGGCAUUCCAUUGGUGGAGACGCAGCCCGGCGAUGGAGGUCCUCCUCCGUGCUACGCUGAGUUCCUCAACGAGUUGAAUGCUCACCGUGUAGAUAGUUUUGUAAGUGCUUUCUUUGUAUUUAGGACUGAUUGUUUUUCGUUGUUUUUCCAUAAAUAAUAUGUUUUUUAGUCCCCAGACAUGUCUCAUUUAUCGAAGAGAUUCAAAAAAGAUGUAGAUAUCGAUAAAUCGACUGAUUCUGUGGAAAAUGCGCGCACGUCUCCAUUUUCUUCCAGCUCCAAGGAAGGUCCUAGAACCCCGGUUAGAAAGUACGCUUCGUUUUAUUUUCUUUUUGUUGGAUUUUAGGUAUCAUCGAUCUAAUAUGUUAUUUUAGAACUCGUCAGUCAACCGUCCCUCGAAAACUUCUUCGUUCUCCAUCUCCGGAGGAGAUUUCUAACACCAGGCUGAAUGAUUCUUUGGACGAGGAAGACUUCGACAUGGCUGUGGCUAGUCAGGCCAUCGAACAAGCUAUUAGAACCCAACGGGCUGAACGAAGUCAGAUAAAGCCACCGGUGGCCUCGGUCAGUCGAGUUCAGUCCAGUACCACGGUCAAAAAGACUCAUGUCUUUGCUAAACCUCAGAUCCCGAUUGUGAUUCAAAGAACUCAAAGUUUUCAACGAACCCAGACUACGCAAAGAGAGGAGAUUUUCGACCACCAGAAGGGACAUCAGAAUACGAAGCAGCAACUCAAGCAGGCCCCCGUAAAGCCUCAACCUGUUCCGAAACAAGUUAUGGCCCCACCAACCCGGGUUCCACCUCCCCGACCUCAACCAGCAGUUGUUAUUCAAAGACCCAGUCAAAUUGUUGUUCCAAUGAGACCAGUGACCCGCCUUCAAGCCAGAACCUCAGCUCAGGGUAUUGCCAACCAAGCUCAACCUCAAACGAACCAACCGGUAAAUCGCCCAUCCGUCUCUAAUCAAGCUCAAAAGCGGCCAAUUGUCCAAAGAAAGACGAUCUCAGUUGUCCCUCGCUUCUCGCAAAAUCCGGUACGAAAGACCAAUUCAAUGGAUCCAGUCCAGCCAAAAGCGAACACGAAGAAGACUCCUCUCAGAGACAACAAAACUAUGGAGAGAACAAAGAGUGUCGAAGUGGAAGACGACUUCUACGACGAUUCCUGGAUUCAGGGAGUUGAAAUACCUAAGUUUAAAUAA
This is a messenger RNA of Bursaphelenchus xylophilus (pine wood nematode), 1244 nucleotides long. The record is from the annotation of a GenBank genome assembly. Lineage: Eukaryota; Metazoa; Nematoda; Chromadorea; Rhabditida; Aphelenchoididae.